GAGGGGAUGGUGCAGGUGGCGGCGCUGCUGUGGCGGCGGCUGCUGCGGAAGCGCUGGGUGCUGGCGCUGCUCUUCGCCCUCUCCCUCGUCUACUUCCUCAGCAGCACCUUCAGACAGGAGGAGCGGACGGGGAGGGACCGGAGCCUCCUCCAGAUGCCGGAUCCCGCGCUGCCCAUCCCGUGGAAGCUGCAGUUCAACCUGGGAAACAGCAGCCGCGGGGCCGGGGCCCGGUGCCGGAAUUCCGUCCAGGGGAAGCGCCUCAUCACCGACGAACUCGGUCACGUGUGCGAGAGGAAGCACCUCCUCGGCAACGGCUGCUGCGACUCGGAGGCGUCCGGUACGCGUCUCUUCAGCUGCGAGGGCUGCCUGAGCCACGGCUGCUGCAGCGUCUACGAGCACUGCGUGUCCUGCUGUCUGCAGCCCGGCAAGCAAGUGCUCCUGGAGCGCUUCCUCAGCCGGGCGGCCGCGGCCUUUCAGAACCUGUUCACGGCGGUGGAGGACCUCUUUGAGCUGUGCCUAGCCAGGUGCCGGACCUCCUCCCAGAGCGUGCAGCACGAGAACACCUACCGGGACCCCGUCGCCAAGUUCUGCUACGGGGAGCAGCCCCCCCAGCUCCUGCCGUCGUGACCCCGGGCCGCCACGUUGGACGCCCCCCGGCCGCCCGGCGGAGCGGGGGCCUUCCCGCCCGUGGACCCGGGAGGAGGUGCCCACGCCGUCCGGCCCGCCGGAUCCGUUCACGGCCUCCGCUUCCCUCCCGGGAGGCUCCGGGGGGCCGCGGCCCGGACUCUCGGGGGACCCGGGGAUCAUCUGUGGCGUCGACUGGGCGUGAUCGGAAGCGGACACCGCUGCCCGCAGCUGGCGGUGGUGGGACGGAACCCGGUGGGAUCUGCCCCGGGGCAGGGGGGGGAGGGGGCCGGCCCGGAGUCCCCCGGGGAAAAUGACCCUCGCGCCCGGGGCCGGGCGGCGGUCUUCCCGGGCCCGGUCUCCCGGAAGAGAGUCGGGAUUUCCCGAGGGGGCCCGGACCCUCUCGGCCCAGAAGCGGGGGCGGUUUCUGGGGCGGCGUCUCAGCCGAGUCCGGUGUCGCGAUGCGUCGGACGCCCGUCGGGCGUUUCUUCGUCUUUCCCUCGGGCCCCGGGGGGGCCGCCUGGGACCCUCGUCCGGUGACCGGUGGGGUGGCGGGGGGCGAUCUUGUGUCUCCCUGGAACCCCACCGCUGGACCGACCGUUUCUAACCUCGGAUUUUAAUUUAA
Messenger RNA from Ornithorhynchus anatinus (platypus), 1249 nucleotides. It is a transcript of the gene SPRING1, whose product is annotated as SREBF pathway regulator in golgi 1. NCBI's taxonomy places the organism in Eukaryota, Metazoa, Chordata, Mammalia, Monotremata, Ornithorhynchidae. Gene Ontology annotation, biological process: positive regulation of SREBP signaling pathway. The transcript has 5 exons. The coding region runs from base 7 to 627 and encodes 206 amino acids. The record is from RefSeq and is a predicted model, not a curated record.